This is a messenger RNA of Zeugodacus cucurbitae (melon fly), 2412 nucleotides long. RefSeq names its product IQ and ubiquitin-like domain-containing protein. Lineage: Eukaryota; Metazoa; Arthropoda; Insecta; Diptera; Tephritidae. The transcript has 10 exons. The record is from RefSeq and is a predicted model, not a curated record. Gene Ontology annotation, cellular component: acrosomal vesicle; motile cilium. Gene Ontology annotation, biological process: cilium assembly. Bases 121 to 2331 code for a protein of 736 amino acids.
UUCUAAUUGAAGUAGUGUUAUACUGGAGUGUCACAAAAUCUCAAAAACUUUUUACGUUUUCAUAUUUGGUUUGUGUACAUUUUAUUUUGCUAAUGCUUUGUUUAUUGCACGAAUAUCAAAAUGAACUGUGAGGAGUUAGGAGAACUGCCGAAUAUCAAGUAUAUGCAUUUUACACCGCCUCCACCUUCGCGCGGUGACCCAUUCCUCAUUGACAAGUCAGAAACCUAUAAGAAGGAGGAUUGUCCGGAUGUGCUUAAGGAGAUCCCAUCCGAGUUUAUCGAUGAAGUAUUGCCAGUCGAGAAUGUGACCGUCAAAUUUCGCGUGAAUGGCUCUCGCAUUGUGGCACAGGUAUAUUCAAAUCGAUCGACUAUUGCCGAUAUUAAAGCUGACAUCGGAAGCAAAUUCGAAGUCGAUCCAAAGUAUAUAAGACUAAAGCAAAAUGAACUGGAAAUUUCCAAUCGUUGCUUGUUGGCACAAACGGACUCAAACCAAUUUGGAAUAUUUGAAUUCGAUUUAGACUUGUUACACAUCUCGGAAAUGAGUCUCGGGGAUGGAGUGGAUCCACCAAAGUUAGAUUUGAAUAUAUAUUAUAACAAAUAUCACAUGCCCGAUUUUAUCACCGUUAAUAUAGAAGAUGAGAACGGAAAAUUCAAAACGGUUAUAGUGGAGAUAUUAAAUAAGGCCAUUGUAAAGCCAUUUUUGUGUGGUUACCGUGAUAAGGCAACAGGUAUUGAGUACUUAGAUGCGUUCACUCAAACUGGACCAUACUUUGAUAAAAUGAAAUUUAAUCGUUAUAUCAGCAGAGAUACUCAAACUUAUGAAUUUAAAGGAAAAGAAAUUGACACUGCACAUGAGCAAUCCACGCAGUGCUUUCAAGACGGCAACAAUGUGAUGUAUGUCUCCGCCGCCACAGAUUAUACCAUAACUCCAGGCAAAUACCAAACGUAUGCCCAGAAGAUGCGACGCGAAAACAAACUGGCUAAAAUCAUUUUGAUUCAACGUAAUUUUCGUCGCUUCUUGAUAGUGCGUUUCAUGCGGAACGCGGCAGCAAAGUAUCGUCGGCUGGUGGCUAAUCGCAAAGCUGAGGAGGAACGACUGCAGGUGGAAGCCGAGAAGCGCAUCAGGCGCAUUGAGUUGGCCAAACAAUUUCCCCAAACCAAAGACGACUUUGAGAUGUUGUAUGGGGAGGUGCAGAAGUGGAAGAUCGCCGAGCUGAAACGCAUAGCGCGCCUAUAUGAAGGUCCGGCUCGAAUUGCAGAGGUCAAUGUGCUGCUCGACAAGGAGAUUCAGCUCCGUAAUGGCAUCGAGAAACAACGCUGCAUAGUCAAAAAGGCAAUGGAGGAUUUUCGCAAUGAAAAAAUGCUCACCAAAUUGGGCGAGCCAAUCAAAUGGAUUGGGUAUAAAGAUAACAUAAUUCACUUGGAUUUGUUACGCACCCAAAGAGUGCGUUUUCUAACUGAAGUCUAUAAGGAUAUGCAAAAGAAAACGAGCAGAGCGGAACGUCUUGAGCUUUUAUCAAAAGUGAAACAAAUAUUAUUGGACGAACGUCAGUUUCCGGAUUUUGUCGAGAUAUUUGAUUUAAUUCAGCGCGAAAUUAAUUUGCUCAUUCACACCAAAUAUUGUGACGUCGAGGUCUUGCAUAAACGACAGAAUGUACUAUGGAUGGAAAUGAUCAAGUUCUCCAAGGACAAGCCUCCAGACCACGGUGAAAAACGUAUGUGCGAGGUGUGCAAGAAGGUGAAGCCAUACAACCAAUUCGCGCUUAGAACGCGUCAAAACAAUGUAGACACUUGCAAGCGUUGCUAUUACAUCAAGAUCGCCUCUACGGACAACAAAACGUACGCUGCCAUAUUACGCGCAAUACAACGAGAUGAGCGCAAGCGCCGCUGCAACGCGUCAUUCGCAUUCGUGCUGCAAAUGGACGACAUUCGUUACAUAAUUGACCAAAUCUGGCACAGCCACUCAAUACUCAGCAAGAAUGCGGUGUUGAGCAAUUUGCGUUUGCCACGCUGGUUGAAAGGUGAAGAUUGGUCACCGUGGAAUUGCAUUUGCCUUACUGAGUCAGAGGCACGCAACCAUUAUAGACUUGACGAUCCGACAAAAGUGUACGACCAUAAAAUGGUGUUGGAGGUAGGCAACAGGCAUAUGUUGGCACGCAAUGCAUUCCACAAGAUGACUGAAAUCGCCACCGAAUUCGUGGAGACGGGGCAAUGGUUCCAUGUUGGAUUAAAUAAGCAACGCACUGUCUAUCCACCAAACGAAUAUCCGCGCUCAAGUUUUCCCAGUAAAUCAACCAACCCGGUACUCAAGGAAAAGAAAAAAUGCGAUUGAAAUACAUAAAUACAAUACACUCUACAUAUGUACAUAUAUAUGUAGAAGAGCAAAUAAAAUAUCACAAACGAGAAAAUUUAA